This is a messenger RNA of Penicillium subrubescens, 1803 nucleotides long. Its product is annotated as thioredoxin family protein. The coding region runs from base 1 to 1803 and encodes 600 amino acids. NCBI's taxonomy places the organism in Eukaryota, Fungi, Ascomycota, Eurotiomycetes, Eurotiales, Aspergillaceae. The record is from RefSeq and is a predicted model, not a curated record. The transcript is spliced from 3 exons.
AUGCUUGGUGAUGAUAAUAAUGUAUGUGACUUGCGACUUGAUCAGUUAUUCCCCUCAGCACUCACCUCCUUUCUCUAUGGAAAGAAAAGAACGGGCGCCAUGACCGAGGAACCGCAGCUUGGUUCCAUCCAAGAGCGGAUUGCCGCUCUCAAGCGGUCACAGUCGUCCCAGUCCCAGGCAGGCGGAGCCCCUCAGUCACCUCCAUUCCUUCACCCACCCACCGAGCGCAGCAGUUCGGCCAACAGCCGUCUCUCGUAUCAUGUGAAUGGCUCUGUGCUGAAUGGCCCUCGAUCGACUCAGACGUCGUCUGCAGAGCCAGAAGUGAGAGCCAAAAAGACACCGCCGCCUGUGCCUACACGAAGGGCUGAUCGCCCGCCUCCUCCUCUACCUACGCGCCCAGAUCUUCCAGCCCGUCCAGAGGCCACUCAGCGACAGCGACCACAACCUCCUUCGAGCCCCGAAGUUCGCCCUACGUUACCGCCUCGCCGACCUACGGAUUUAUCGCGAAAACGGUCGCAAGAGUCUGUCCUGUCUAACACAUCAUACUCGACGGCUGGAACAAGUCUUAGGCACGCCGCUUCGACGACAUCUCUGAGUUCUAAUGACACCGGUAGGAUCAAGGCCCCGGCUUGGGGCCAGACUGAAUUACCCGUGCUGCCUCCCAAGCGACCACAGGCACAGGAUGACCUCAAGCCACUCCCGCGUUCCGAGUCUAGCUCGAACUCAAUGGUUAGCGGGUUGACCUCGAAAAUAUCAGCCUUGCGGGGGAGGGUCUCUGGAUCUCUGUCUUCGUCUCCGUCCUCGUCAGCCAGAUCCAGUGUACCUUCACAUUCAUCGGCUAGAGAUUCGUCACCUAGGCCUCAAAUUCCCCCACGCCGGCCGUCCGCGCCACAGACACAAGCAAAUGGAACAAAUGGAGAUGCCGAAGAAGAAUACAGACCUAGUCUGCCGGCUCGAAGGCUCCCGCCGCCUUCAUCUACUGAUAGUAUUAAAAAUGACCGCCAGGCUGGAUUCGGUAGCUUUAACAAGAGCCCAGGCAGUCUCACGAGGCCAGGUAGUACACCAAGUGUGAAUGGGGCUUCGAGUGGAGGGCCGCCACCAGUACCCCAUGGAUCACGUCCUAGUGCCCAUUCGCCCCCUCAGACUUCGGGACGAGGGAAGGUGUCCAAUAUUGACAAUCCUCGGACCUUCAAAGAGCUCAUAUCCUCCGGUCCAGUCCUCGUUGAUUUCUAUGCGACCUACUGCGGACCUUGCAAGCAGGUGGCCCCUAAGAUCUGUGCUCUCGCAGAGAAAUAUCAAAAUGUUCUGUUCCUCCAGGUUGAUAUAGAGGUUAUGAAAAUGGUCGCUCGGGAAUAUCAAGUACAGGCGAUGCCUACUUUUGUUCUGAUGCAGGACGGCGAGGAGGAUAAGCGCGUUGUCGGUGCAAAUGUUUGGGAGCUUGAGCAGUGGCUUAAGACAACACCUGGUGCCCCUGGUGCACCUACACACGGGUUGGUGUGCAAUGCUGACAACCCGAAAGUCUUCGCGAAUCUCACCUCUUCCGGUUCUGUUCUCGUUGACUUCUACGCGACUUAUUGCGGCCCUUGCAAGGAGGUUGCCCCUAAGAUAGGUGCCCUUAGCGAGAAGUACCAAAAUGUUCGGUUCCUCCAGGUCGAUAUUGAUGCAGCCAAGGCGACUGCUACGGAAUACCAAAUUACAGCAAUGCCCACCUUCAUCCUGAUGAGGGAUGGCAGGGAACACAAGCGGGUAAUUGGUGCAAAUGUCUGGGAACUUGAGCAGUGGCUUCAGUCGCAGCCUGCAUGA